Molecule: messenger RNA, 1364 nt
Organism: Portunus trituberculatus (swimming crab)
Lineage: Eukaryota; Metazoa; Arthropoda; Malacostraca; Decapoda; Portunidae
Product: proclotting enzyme-like
Exons: 6
Coding region: 65-1270 (401 amino acids)
Biological process (GO): proteolysis
Molecular function (GO): serine-type endopeptidase activity
Source: RefSeq, a predicted model, not a curated record
GGUAAGGAAGGAAGUCAAGGAGGCGAGAUUGGCAAAGCUUUUAAUCAGUCCAUCAAACAACGCUAUGGCGGCGACUUGGUCUCCAGCACUGGAUAGGAAGACAGUGUUUGUGGUCGUCGUUUUGUGUGCCACGGCUCGGCUUGCUUUUGGCCAGUAUGAUACGUAUGGGGAAGGUAAUGUAACUACGCCAGCCGCCGCCACGGAGGGAGACGGUGGUGCUUCUACUGGGACUCCAUCUGUCAGUGAGGUACCUACAGCGCCUCCGGAUACAACUUCGCCUAUAGAAGUGACGUCAUCAAACAGUGACGCUGAAACUACAACGGCGGAAGAAGCCCAACAUUCAACCCAAGAACAACGUGACUCGACUCUUAUGGAUGAGAUGUCCACAACAACCGGAUCUCAGCAGCCUGAGCGAGACGCCACCGUGACCACCGGCGCCCCUGAGGUCAUCGUUUACGAGUCGAACCUUCAACAAGUGUACAGUCUCGGGCCAAUGAAUGCUUCCGCUGAACUGCGUCUCGACAAUUGUGGAUCACGAGGGCGCAUAAUCGGUGGGCAUAUUUCUGCUGUCCCGGCGUGGCCAUGGGCUGUGGCGGUGAAAGAUAAGUUCUCCAGCCACUACUGUGGCGGAGUAGUGAUUUCCUCCCGACACGUCCUCACUGCCGCCCACUGCAUCGACCAUCCAGAUCUAGUGGAUCGCCUGCCUCUGAAGGUCACUGUCGGGGACUACGACCUCUCCACAAGCGAGGAGUCAGAGUCCCGGACUGAGUGGGUGCACGAGGCGUUCAAACAUAACCAAUACAACCAACCAUCUUCGUACAACAAUGACAUCGGAGUGUUGGUGGUGCAGGAUGAAAUAGACACGGGGAUUGAUGUGACUCCUGUUUGUCUCCCGUCAGCACAACUCAAUCUACCUGUGGGGACUGAAAUGUUCGUCGUGGGCUGGGGAGCAACAGUGUACAAUGGUCCAGUAGUCAAUGAACUCCGCCAGGUGAAACUAACGCUUCUUGAUAAUUCCCGAUGUACUGCCGUGUAUAGCGAGUUUAAAGCAGACCGAAUGUUUUGUGUCGGCGACUUGGUAGGAGGCAAAGAUGCUUGUCAGGGUGAUUCCGGCGGACCACUGCUGUACAAAGACACCAGUGACAACAAGUGGUACGUGGUGGGCGUGGUGAGCUUCGGCAGCAGGUGCGGGGAGGCUCAGUACCCUGGCGUGUAUACCAGCGUGCAGUUCCACCUCGGUCUUCUCAACUGGGCACUACAGAACACGUGAAGUGUUACCAGUCGUGAGGUUGAUGUAAAUUCCUCGGUGUUUCUCGAAACUGAUAAAGGUUUCUAGGUGUUAAUAAAAGCUUCUGAACUAAUGA